Penicillium manginii is the source of this 915-nucleotide messenger RNA. RefSeq names its product WD40 repeat domain-containing protein. Gene Ontology annotation, biological process: negative regulation of transcription by RNA polymerase II. The transcript has a single exon. Gene Ontology annotation, cellular component: transcription repressor complex; nucleus. Lineage: Eukaryota; Fungi; Ascomycota; Eurotiomycetes; Eurotiales; Aspergillaceae. The coding region runs from base 1 to 915 and encodes 304 amino acids. The record is from RefSeq and is a predicted model, not a curated record. Gene Ontology annotation, molecular function: protein binding.
AUGGAGGACACUUGGGCAUCAUUGGUCCAGACAAUGGCUGGCCACUCUAGCAUGGUUAUCGCCGUGGCUUUCUCUCCAGACGGGAAGCAGGUCGCCUCUAGCUUGUGGGACAUGACCAUCAAGCUUUGGGAUGCCACAACGGGUGAUUGUCAGAAGAUACUAGCCGGCCACUCUAGCCAGGUCACUGCUGUAGCCUUCUCUCCGGACGGGAAGCAGAUCGCCUCUAGCUCGGAUGACAAAACCAUCAAGCUUUGGGAUGCCAUAACGGGUAAUUGUCAGAAGACAAUGGCUGGCCACUCUAGCCAGGUCACCGCCGUGACCUUCUCCCCGGACGGGAAGCAGAUCGCCUCUGGCUCAGAUGACGGGACCACUAAGCUUUGGGAUGCCACGACGGGUGAUUGUCAGAAGACACUGGCUGGCCAUUCUAGCCAGGUCACCGCCGUGGCCUUCUCUCCGGAUGGGAAGCAGAUCGCCUCUGGCUCGUCGGACAAGACUAUCAAGCUUUGGGACAUAGCCAAAUCCCCGAAAGCCUCAAAAUAUCCUGGGCACAUUUUUGGCAGUCGCUUGAAGCUCCGUUCAUCGCAGGAAGUCAAGACAUCAGAGAGAAUACACACCAUCAAAUUCUCAGGAGACUGCCGAUAUCUUACAACCAACAUUGGUCCAAUCAAGCUUGUGGCCCCCGCAGAUGGACGAAAGACUGCCUUUGACUCAGUACGGGAUAUCUACGUCAUAAAUCAGUGGAUAUGCUAUGGGGACAUGCCUCUCAUUCGGAUACCAUCAGAGUUUAUCCCAUCAUGUGAUGAUGCACAAGGCGAUCAAUUGACUGUUGGAUUCAGUAAUGGUCGAGUUUUGAGCUUUAACAUUGACCGCAGUAGCUUGCAGUCAAUGAUGGGAAAUCUCUUUAGACUCUGCUAA